GAUCUGAAAUCAGAAACUUUCAUCUCACGUCACCAUAAUAUAUACUCUUUAUCUCUCCCCACUUCUUAUAUACUAUAAAUAUGUUACACUUUCAUUUGAACUCAUUCCCGUUCAUGUCUUUAUCUUCUAAUAAAUAAAACAAUAUCAAAUUCAUUAUGGGUGAUUUUUCGAAACUUCCUCCAGGUUUCCAUUUCUAUCCAACCGACGAAGAACUAAUCGUUCAUUUCCUUCAACGAAAAGCCUCGCUCUUACCCUUUCAUCCCGAUCUCAUCCCCGAUCUUCAUCACUAUCCUUACAAUCCUUGGGAACUUCACGGUAAGGCCAUGGAGGAGGGUAACAAAUGGUACUUCUAUAGUAGGAGGAUGUCAUCGAACCGGUCAACGGAGACCGGAUAUUGGAAGUCAAUGGGAGCUGAAGAACCGGUUUUCACCGAUAAUAAUAUAAUUGGCAUGAAAAAAUACUAUGUUUUCUGUUUAGGAAAUGCUAAUUCAUCGAACGAGGAUGUUAAAACAAACUGGAUAAUGCAAGAAUUCAGACUCUCCGAUCAUCAUCAAACGGUCAAUAACGCUUCCUCUUCCAAGAGAAGAUCGUCGUCUCACUCAAAAUCAAAAUCGAAACAAGAUCAUAGUAAAUUGGUUUUAUGCCGAGUUUACGAACAUUGCGACGACGAUGAUAAUGACAACGGAAUGGAGCUAUCGUGUAUGGACGAGGUGUUUUUGUCAUUGGAUGAUCUUGAUGAAAUCAGCUACCCAAAUUAACUGAAAUUUUAAUUAAUAAACUUUUUUAUUUAUUAUGUUUUUAAAAUUUAAUGGCCUAACUAUAUAGCUAGGUUAUAUAUAUAUAUAUAUAUAUGUUUGAAGUGGAAAUUGAUUACAUGCCACGUGGAAUAAGAAGAAGCAAUGUAAUUAUAUAUAAUGCGAUGGGCCUUGAAGAUGAAGCAUACUCCACUAAAAAGUGAUAUAAUUGGCUUACGUGUAAUUACAUGUGUACAUUAUUCCACGUGUCAGUACGAUGUGGUAACUUUAUACAUAUGUUUGGGUAUUAUUACUCCAAUUGUAAAAGUGCUGAUUUCUGUAUUUGGUCUGUCUGGCUGCACAACUUUACUUUAUGUUAUUAAUAUCAUGUACAAUUAUAU
Impatiens glandulifera is the source of this 1135-nucleotide messenger RNA. Its product is annotated as NAC domain-containing protein 104-like. The coding region runs from base 156 to 758 and encodes 200 amino acids. Gene Ontology annotation, biological process: regulation of DNA-templated transcription; system development. The record is from RefSeq and is a predicted model, not a curated record. The transcript has 3 exons. NCBI's taxonomy places the organism in Eukaryota, Viridiplantae, Streptophyta, Magnoliopsida, Ericales, Balsaminaceae. Gene Ontology annotation, molecular function: DNA binding.